Triplophysa rosa is the source of this 6814-nucleotide messenger RNA. RefSeq names its product zinc finger protein 335-like. Gene Ontology annotation, molecular function: RNA polymerase II cis-regulatory region sequence-specific DNA binding. The record is from RefSeq and is a predicted model, not a curated record. Bases 1642 to 6093 code for a protein of 1483 amino acids. Lineage: Eukaryota; Metazoa; Chordata; Actinopteri; Cypriniformes; Nemacheilidae. Gene Ontology annotation, cellular component: nucleus. The transcript has 27 exons. Gene Ontology annotation, biological process: regulation of gene expression; brain development; positive regulation of neurogenesis.
AAUAUAGAGACAAUUUAUAACUAGAUCGUAUUUAUUGCAGUGUGAUAACACGUAACAGUUACAAUGAUUCAAAGAAACAUACACAUUUAAAAUAAAAUAGGCCUACUCGUGGAUACCAAGUCACUCUACUAACCGAAUAUACCGUAUUCUAAGCAAAAAAUAUUUAUUUUGAGUAAGUUAAUAAAGCACUAACGUUACAGAUAAAACUAAAACAAUUCUCUUCAGUAUUAAUCCGCGAGUCACUCUCGGUGCAAUAGUGCUCCGUUUCACCAAAUUCUUUCACAAAACAGUAAAAAGAGACGACUGGUGUUAAUAUUCAUAUUCUCCAACAAAAAGAUGAAUCGAUCCGGAAACAUUAUCAAACACAUCGAGACUUCCAUCGCUCGUCUUUUCUCUUUGACCGAUAAAUGAGUUCCGGCCACCUAUGAGGACAGGAAGCGAGGAGACGUUGAUGGCGCCCGACUAGAAACCAGUAGCAGCUAAUCGCUUUCAAAUAUCUAUUUUAUUUCGUCUUAUUCGCUAACACGAGGAGUAAAACGGUUAUCAACGCACGGUAAGAAAAAUAUUCCAACUCUAAAUAUUAGGAACAAACCGUCUUAAUUAUAAGUAUUUGUAUGAUGGGAAAGAGAAAAACAUUCGGGCAUACUAGCUGUUCCCUGCUCGCUUAGGCCCUCGAGGUCCCCGAGCGGUUCUUCAUAUCGCCUGAGCGGAAAAAACUCAACGGCGGGAGGGAAAAUGGCGCUUCGCGAGCAGGCAGGACGAAGGGCAGCACAAACGCGCAUAAUAGAGAGAGGUUGAGACUUGAACAAUAGCCACAUAGCUCAUGUGAGGGUAACGUUAGUUGUGUAGUUAGAUGUGAAGUAGUGUAAUGUUUUCUCCUUAGUUGCAGAUGUUAAGUUACUUGGUGUACAUUUUAGGCAUAUACCAGCGCCUUGUACAGGCUCAAGCUGUUGUCCUUGAGAAGUUUGAACCGAAAGGCAAAUGUUAUGCCAUAAUCCCCGCAACAUUUUAGCAGGGUGGGAUAUGCACUACUUAAAUUGUGUAGAUGAGUUAAUGAAAUCAAGUUUCGAUUACGUUUAAAUGUCUAUAAAGUAAAAUGUUCGCGGGGUAGGGUUGUGUUAGCCUAAAGUGCAAUGCGUGCUUAAAGGUGAUCGUGAAAUCCAUCGUAAGACAUUUAUGCGUACAGUAUGCACAAGCACACUGAAAAGUGAAUAAAAUCUACCGAGGUGUAUAUUUCCACACCGUUUUCCCACAGUGUCCUUGUGAAGUGGUCAGUAUCGUUUCUCUAACGCACUAAAUGCAGUUUUCCUAAGUAAUCAGGUGACUAAUUUUACUCAAACCCAUAGAUAACCCCAUUAUAUUAGGACGCAACAAUGGUAUUAUCAUAAUAUUUUAUUACUAUAAAGUACGAUAAUUACAUGAUUUUCCUUAUACCACUUUACUACAUUAGAAUAUUUAACAUACUGAAAAGGGGCCUUUUAGUUAGCAUCUGUACUUCCCCUAUAGCUAAAUGGGUCACACUACCAGUAAAAAAAUGUUGUGUAGAUGCAUACUUCACUCAAUAAACAUGAAAAGAAAAUAUGUGACCUAGUAGGCCUACUGUAUUACUGAAUCAUAAAGACAGUGUCCCACAGAACAAAGAUGGAUUCUGAGGAGAUGGAGGUUGAAAGCAGCAGUGAUGUUGGGCAUUCUGGGAUGGAGGAGCCAUCAGAGAGUGGGAUGGGUAUGGAAUCUUCAGAAGCCAUGUCUGCUGAUAGCAGUGAUGCGGCUACAGCUCCGGCCCCAGAAUCAGACUGCCAUGUUGGACAGAGUUCUGAGGGACUUGUGGUCUUUAUCCCAGAGACGAGCUCUAGCACAGAUGUGCGAAGGGUUCAUCUACCUGACUCGUCCUCCGUCGCCCGGUCAACCAGCGUCUCCACGGUGACACAGUCAGUCCUGGUGUCAGAGUCGGUCCAGGUGCUGGUCCACUCCAGCGCUGUGUCUGAAGGAGGAAUGAUGGUUUCUGAUUCCACUGCCUCCACCUCUUCAGAUCUGGGUUCGGCCAUUGACAAGAUCAUUGAGUCCACUAUUGGACCAGACAUUAUAAAUGGAUGUAUUGCAGUUACGAGUGCUGAGGACGGCAGUGCAGAAACUACACAGUAUCUGAUACUCCAAGGACCGGAUGAUGGAGCUCCUAUGGUUGCUCAGAUGUCUUCCUCUGCGCUUUCGAGUCGCAUUGCCAUCGAAGCCCUAGCUGAUGGCCCCACCUCUACCUGUCUGGAUCAACCUGGACACUCCGGUUACCGUGACCACGAAGAUGGCAGCAGCAGUAGCUGCCCGGACCAGCCCCAGCGCUCCCAGUACAUGGAGUGCAAUGGAAGGGAUGACCCAGAUCAGACCAGGGAGGCCCGAUACAUUGAAUGCUCUAGAGCAGAACCAGACCAGACCCCACUUCAUUCUGACUACAGUGUGGCUGAGUGCAGCGGUAUGAACAGCAGCCUUCAGAGAUGCUCGUUCCGUUCUUCCCGCUACGUUGUGGAGUGCAGUGACAGGUACUUGGAAUGUGGCGUGGAGGGUGCAGAGCGUCCACAACAUUCACGUUACAUCGACAGCAGCAUGGAUGACAGGGAGCAUGUCUCUGCCUCGGAGCAAGAGGCCAGUGUGGCAGAAGAGCCCCAGCAUUCUUACAUGCUCCAGGGCUCACUGUAUUCAGAUGAGGGUGCUGUUCGGCACUCACUGGCUGACACGGUGGGUUCCCAGCUCGCCGAUCAGAUGGAUUGCAACGAUAGCUUACCUGGGCCAUAUAUAAGUAGCAGCGGGACGUAUUCCGCCCAACUAGAGGCUGUGGUGGUGCAGUCUGGGGUGGUGGAUGAGCCAGGGAAUAGAACCCCAAACAUGGCAGAGCUGGAGGAAAUGAUGGAGGUGGUCAUCGUUCAACAGUUCAAGUGCAAGAUGUGCCCAUAUAAAAGCGUCUCCAAAGACACGCUUAUCAACCACAUGAGAGACAAGCAUUUUAGACCAGCAGGCGCUUCUCCUCCAAAGAAGCGUGGACGGGGUCGUCCACGAAAAUCUGAAAGCAAGCUACAGUCAGUAAUUGAAGUCAAAAAGGAGGAGCCACCAGAGGAAGAAGAUGAUGACAUUGUUGAUGCAGGUGCCAUUGAUGAUCCUGAAGCUGACAGUGAUUAUAAACCAGCUGAUGAAGAGCCCAAACCCAGAUUAGCUGCCAGUCAUUGCAAACCUCCUCCUACCUGUUCUUCUUCAUCUUCCUCUACCUCACGAAAACGGCCCCGCAGGAUGGUGGGACCACCUCGCAAAUUCCUCAGUUACUCAGAGACACCAGAAGGGUCUCAACCCAGCAAUGCAGCGGACCCUCAAACUCCUGAAGAGGCAAGUUCGUCUGGAUUGGAGAAUGGAACUCCAUUAUCCAAUGGGACUGUAGCUGAGCCAGGUGUCAGCCAAUCAGAUUCAGAGAACAAAGAUCCCUCAUCAAACACAGGCACAGAUGAUGCAGAUUUUUUGCCACGGAAAAGAGGACGUCCUUCUAAACGUUUCCUCCAAAAGAAGUACAAAAAGUACAUGAAUCGCAAUAAGUACUACAGAACUCUCAAGCCUCUGCUAAGGCCUCAUAACUGCUGGAUCUGUGGCUCUCGCUUUCUGUCGCAAGAGGAUCUCAGAUUCCAUGUGGAUUCUCAUGAGGGAAAGGACCCUGAGCGUUUCAAGUGCCUGCAGUGCAGCUACCGCUGCAAGCGUUGGUCCUCACUGAAGGAGCACAUGUUCAACCAUGAAGGUUCAAAACCGUAUAAGUGUGAGGUGUGCGAUUACUCCAGCGUGUAUAAGAAGGAUGUGAUUCGGCACUCAGCAGUCCACAACAAAAACAAGAGUCGAAAAAUAGAUGUGGUUCCCAAAAUGUCUGAGUUUCCGUGUCCCAUCUGCCGCCGUGUGUACCCCAUGCAGAAACGUCUCACGCAGCACAUGAAGUCACACAGCACAGAUAAACCUCACAUGUGCGACAAGUGCGGGAAAUCCUUCAAGAAACGCUACACUUUCAAAAUGCAUCUUCUUACGCACAUACAGAAUUGCGGCAACAGCUUGUUUAAAUGUGAGUUCUGCGAAUACAUCUGCAAUGACAAGAAGCACUUGCUCAACCACCAGCUGUCCCAUACAAACGACAAACCUUUCAAAUGUGAGGAGUGCAAAUACUCCACAAGUAAAGAGGAGUUCCUGGUGUCCCACAUUGCCAUUAAACACACAGGUGAAAAGCCUUUCUCCUGUGACAUGUGCCACUUCACGACAAGACACAGGAAGAACCUGCGGCUACAUAUCCAGUGUCGUCACCCCGAAAAUUUCGAAGAGUGGAAUCAGACGCACCCGGAGGAGCCCAUCCGCCGCCGUCAGAGACCCGCUUUCACCGUGCAGCAGAUUGAUGAGCUUCGAUUGCAGCACGAAACACAGGGGCUUCAGGGAACAGUGGUAUCAGUAGACCCCAUCACUCUCCAGACAAUGGAGUCCAUGGGAAAUACAUCUGUAUCCCAAGAUGCGCUGGGUAACACUACCAUCAUCUAUGAGCAAGCCCAGACGACAGACCUCUCAGCACAAAAUGCUCUAGAUCUACUGCUAAACAUGAGUAAUGCCAGAGAACUACAGGUGGCGGUUCUAAAAACAGACGGCAAGACUCUGGAGACGGGCACGUGGUCCACAGCUAGCUCUGGGGGUCAGGGGUCAUCCUUGCAGUCUCAGAAGAUUGUGACCUUCCAUGUGUCAGAAAACGGUGACACCCUGGUGCAGGAGGCGUUCGAGACGGCUACCGGGACCGUGGAGCAAGAGGAGGUAGCCGAUGUUUCGCAAAUCGGCAUCGAGACAUAUGAGACGGCAGAUUUCAGUGUGGUGGAACAGGCGUCUGAGGAGAUUCCUGUCCCUGGAGCACCACACAGUUUAGAGGAACCCUCAGCAGAGCCUCAGGUCAUGGAAGUAAGCACAGAAUCUUUGCCCAUCUCUACACCUCUGAAGGAGAACAAAGAGAAGUUUUACUUGAGCUCAGAUGAAGUCCUUCAGCAGGUUGAGCUGAGCAGUGAAGCUCCAGGCUCCCCCUCCCUGUGUCCAUCACCUCUUCAGCAGCUCAGUCACAAACGCUUCUCCUGUCGGAUAUGCAUGGAGACUUUUCAGGGCCGCUCGGACAUGGAGAACCACAGGAGGGCGCACAUAGACCCUAAAACAUUUAAAUGCCCUGACUGUGACUUCACAGCUCCCUCUUGGAAAGAGGUCAAGUCUCACAUGGCCAUGCAUGCAUAUUUGAGGCCUCAUAAAUGCACUAGCUGCAGUUUUGCCUCCAAAAACAAGAAGGACCUGAGACGUCACAUGAUGACGCACACCAACGAGAAGCCUUUUGCCUGUCAGAUGUGCGGACAGAGGUUUAACCGUAACGGUCACCUGAAGUUCCACAUGGAGAGGCUUCACAGUCAGGAACCGUCGCCUCGUAAAACCCGCUCUGUUUCCUCGCAGCAGACCAUCAUCGUCAAUAGUGAUGAAGAGGCUUUAGCCACACUACAGAAUCUGCAGGCGGGUCAGACACUGAUCAGUCCAGAGAGGUUGCAGCAGGCUUUGGGUCAGGAGCACAUUAUUGUAGCCCAAGAUCAGACGCUUUCUGACCAGGAGGAGGCGACAUACAUUCAGCAGAUCACAACAGUAGAUGGUCAGACAGUACAGCACUUGAUGUCUGGAGACAAUCAGGUCACUGAGGUCCAGUAUAUAAUCUCUCAGGACGGAGUUCAGCACUUAAUCCCAAGGGAAUAUGUUGUGGUUUCUGAUGGAAAUCAUAUUCAGAUGGAGGAUGGACAGAUUGCUCACAUUCAGUAUGAGCAUGAUGGGACGUUUCUGCAGGAGCAGCAGAUUGCUCUGUCUCAUGAUGGACAGAUCCAGUAUGUCCCCAUCACUACUGAACAGCAGGUUGUCGCUCCUGAAGACCUGGAGGCAGCAGCCCAUUCUGCCGUCACCGCUGUUGCAGAUGCAGCUAUGGCUCAGGCACAGACGGUUUACACCGAGGCCACACCUGAACAACUGGAACAGCUGCAACAACAAGGCAUCCAGUAUGAUGUCAUUACUUUUACUGAGGAGUAGAAACUACACACACAGUAUGAAUUCAUCAUCAACAUACACACACUCGAUAACGUCAGCUAGAGUAUAGAACACAAAGCUGAUUCACUGAUUCAGACGUUUGUUUCUUCAGAAUUGUUUAGUAAGAGGGUGAAUGUACAGUUAAACGCACGCUGAAAGUUACACAAAUAAUGCCUGUAAAUAUUUAAGCAGUUUAUCUUCGCAUGCCUACGGUGUUUUGCUUUGUAAAGGAAAAGCAGAAAACAGCAGCUUGUACAAAAAAUUCUGUAUUUAAUUCUACAUUUGCUUUGAUGUACGGAGGCGGAUGCUACACCUCUUCGAAUGAGACAGUCACAAUUACACCAAGUUGAAAAACCAAUGCUGGAAGAUUUAGUUUAUUCGUGAAACGGUUCCUAGCUAAAUUGCUUGUACAAAAUGUUUAUUAUUGGUUUCUUUUUAUGUGAACCAUACUGUUUCAUCUUAAGCUUUUUCAGUUUUUUUAAAGAUACCUUUGUUUCAGAUGGAUAGAGAAAGGAACGUAAAGUACAUACCAAAUAAAUCACAACAUGAACUUUUACAUUCAAGUAUUUCUGCUUUUCAUUAAAUUUAGUACAGCAAUACAAAUGUUCUGACAAUCUACAAGAAGUUUAUUGAGUGGUUGUGCACAAUUCAAGGGAAGAUAAAAGCAGAAUGUAAAUAUGUAUGGCAUACCAAACAUUAAAGAAAAAUUCUGUUUUAGACACAA